Molecule: messenger RNA, 3498 nt
Organism: Trichechus manatus latirostris (Florida manatee)
Lineage: Eukaryota; Metazoa; Chordata; Mammalia; Sirenia; Trichechidae
Product: zinc finger protein 699-like
Exons: 7
Coding region: 1-1743 (580 amino acids)
Biological process (GO): regulation of transcription by RNA polymerase II
Molecular function (GO): RNA polymerase II cis-regulatory region sequence-specific DNA binding; DNA-binding transcription factor activity, RNA polymerase II-specific
Source: RefSeq, a predicted model, not a curated record
AUGGUAUUAAAGAAUGCAAACACAUCUGCUCCUGGCCAUCCGGGGCCCCACCCCGCCCAUCCCCCUGCACGACCCCGCCCCCUGCACGACUCCGCCCUGUUUCCCUCCCCUCCCCGCCCCACCCUGCCCCCUGCAAAGCCCGGCCCCUUUCGCCAUUGUCUGUCGACACCAAAAGGCUUUCUCCCAGCGAGGAUCCCACAAAGGUCCCAGGUGUGGCUCGGAGAGUUAGUUCAGCCUCGGCAGCUGGGGACGGAGGGCAACCUUGCACAUCCAUGUACAUCACAAGACUCAGUGGCUGUUGAGGAUGUGGCUGUGGACUUUACACAGGAAGAGUGGGCAUUGCUGGAUCUUUCUCAGAGGCAACUCUACAGUGAUGUGAUGAUGGAAAUCUUCAGAAGCCUGGCCUCAGUAGCUUCUCGAAACCUUAUUGACGGAGAAAAGCUAUCCACUGAAAAUAUAAUAGUACGAUUCAUGAAAAAUGACACCUGGUCCUUGAUGGUAGGAGAAAUCUGCAAAUUGCAUGGCAUUGAAGAUCAGAAUAACAACCAGAAAACACAUGUGAGAAGACAUAUGUUAGAGAACCUCUGUGAAAGUAAUGAAGACAAUCACUGUGGACAGACCUUCAGCCAGAUUUCAAAUCUUUCCAUGCUAAAAAGAACUCUUAUGGAAGCAUAUCCUUCUGAAUGCCUUGAGUGUGGAAAAUCCUUGAUGAAUCAUUCAUCACUUAAGCAUCAUAUCAAAUCUUACUCUGGAUUCAGCGCCUAUCACUGUAAGGAAUGUGGAGAAGCCUGCAGUUGUCCCUCUUACCUCAGCACUGCUGUGGGAACUCUUACUGGCAAGAAAUCCUAUGAAUGUAAGGAAUGCAGCAAAGGGUUUCAUCGUUCCUCAAAGCUCACUAUACAUAUGAGAAUUCACAGUGGAGAGAAGGUCUGUGUAUGUAAGGAAGGUAGGAAAGCCUUUUGUCACUUCUCAAACCUCACUGCACGUAUAAGAACUCAUAGUGGAGAGAGUCCUUAUGUAUGUAAGGAAUGUAGGAAAGCCUUUUGUGACUCCUCAGACCUCACUGCACAUAUAAGAACUCACAGUGGUGAGAGGCCUUAUGAAUGUAAGGUAUGUGGCAAAGCCUUCAGUCAGUCCUCUUCCCUCGCUUCACAUGUAAGAACUCACAGUGGUGAGAGGCCUUAUGACUGUAAGGAAUGUGGCAAAGCCUUUAGUGAAUCCUCUUCCCUCACUAAACAUAUAAGAACUCACAGUGGUGAGAGGCCUUAUGAAUGUAAGGAAUGUGGCAAAGCCUUUAGGGAGUCCUCAAACCUCAUUAAACAUAUGAGAACUCACAGUGGUGAGAGGCCUUAUGAAUGUAAGGAAUGUGGUAAAGCCUUUAGUCAAUCCUCUUCCCUCACUUCACAUAUAAGAACUCACAGUGGUGAGAAGCCUUAUGAAUGUAAGGAAUGUGGCAAAGCCUUUAGUCAGUCCUCUUCCCUCACUUCNCAUAUAAGAACUCACAGUGGUGAGAAGCCUUAUGAAUGUAAGGAAUGUGGUAAAGCCUUUAGUCGGUCCUCAUACCUCAAUUUACAUGUAAGAACUCACAGUGGUGAGCGACCUUAUGAAUGUAAGGAAUGCAGCAAAGCCUUUUGUCAGUUCUCACAUCUCACUAGACAUAUAAAAAUUCACAGUGGAGAGAGGCCUUCAGUAAGGAAUGUGGGAAAGCCUUUAGUUAUUCCUCAUCCCUCACUGAAUACAUAAGAAAUCACCCUGGAGAGAAACAUUUUGAAUAUGUGGAAUGUGGGAAAUCUUGUGAUUCCUCAAGCCUCAAUAAUCAUAUAAAAAUUCAUGGCUUAAAGAGAUGCUUUAUAAAUGUAAGCAGUUUGUCCACGUAAAUGAAUUAUGAAGAAACAACUGAUGGUUAAUUGCAGACAUUCACGCCAUCCUUUAAGUUCCUACAAAUAAGGUCAGUUUCCUACCAGAACGACCUAGAUCUUCAUUGCCCUCACAACAAAUGAAACUUUCUUCAGUUGUCCAUAAAUUAUCUAUUAUGACUGUUGGGUUUUUUGAAGUUAGGAUCCAAACCAUAUUUCCACACUACCUUUUUAUUUCUAGGUCUGUUUAAUCUGUCUUACAGAGAACAUUCUCCGGCUUGUCUUGUAAAACGUUAAAAUGUUCAACAUUGUGAUACAGUCCAAUCUGUGACAGCCGGAACCUGUGCAAGUCAGAAACCUGCCAGAGAAGAAAAACUCACUAGGUGUUCAUGAUGUAGGAUUCUUAAUAGAGACCAAAAGGAAAAUGGUAACCACGCAAAGGUGGAAAACAUGCAAGACCUGGUAACACAAGGCACUCCCAUCCCCUUCUGGCUCUCACAGGUUUUACUGUAUUUGUUUUAUUAUUUUGUUUAGUUUGUCUCCUGUAUUUUUUGUAACACAGACAUUGAGUCUUGCACAGUUCUAAUGGAAAUGUAAUGCACGUCAAAGAUGUAAUUUAAAAUAUUUUAGCAGCUAUAUUAGACAUUUAAAAAUGUAAAUGUGAAAUUUUUAAUUAAGAAUCUUAUUUAACCCAAUAUGUCCAUUUCUUGUCAAGGUAAAAAUUAUAACUGAAAUUAAUCAAUAUGUAUUUAUGAGACAUUAUAUAUUUCCUUUUUUUGUACUCCAUCUUCCAGAAUCCAGCAGCAGCACAUUUCAUAAAUUUUAUUGUUGAAAGGUAGAUUCACAAUUCCAGGUUGCUCCAGCAUACUUUUCUAAUAAUUGAAUCAAGUUUAUUAUUUAAAUUAAUAAAAAUUAAAGUUUAUUCAGUUUCUUAGUCUCACCAACCACAUAGAUUGUUGAUACAACCUUAUUAGUGUUUCAGUGAAAAAGAAUUCCUGGAUCACUUUGUACUUUCCUGUUCCAGAUCUGGAAUCAACCCUUUUCCCCAAACCUCUGGUUCCUUUUAAAAACCAAGAUGUGUGCAGUACAUGGGCUCGGUGAUAAACCAAAACAUUGAGUGAGUUUUGUCUCAGCCUUUCAGUGAGCAUGUAAAAUACAUAAUUUCUUACAUCAUAAAUUCAUACUCUUAUUCCUAAUAACAAAUUUAAGGUUUUAUAUAUCUAUACUUGUACAAAUAAAUAUGUAAAUGUAUAAACUAUAUAUACAAGGAAUGGUGCCGGACAAUGUUAAAUAUGCAAAGUUGUGCUGGACAGUGUUAAAUAGGGAAACGACUUUAUUCAGCCUGUUGCAAUAGGAAAGAGAUCUCAGCAUAAGUCUGAGUUCAACUCCAAAGGGUAAGGUGAGGCAAGAGGUUUUUUUAUGAGUUCUGGGUGUCACGGGGCACUGGAAACUUACUGAUUUGAAGUUGGCAAGCAAAAAUAUGGUAGGAAGAUGGGUUUUAAGCAAGAAUUCUAAUGGUUUUCGGAAAUGUUUGCUUACAGCUGAUUUAGGCUGAAGCAAGGAACAUUCAUGGGAUAAAAGUAAAUGGGCAAAUGUCACUUUCUGUUAUAUUUGCAUCUUUUUCUGUUAAUAAAAACCUGGG